AUGCGCUGGUGCGAGCUGCAUUGCACCCAGGUGGUAGCAGAGAGCAUGCAGGCUGCAUCCAGCCAAGGUGCUGACGACUCAGGAGACCACUUCCAAGAAGCCACCAUUGCCACCACCACGUCAGCCCCGACCCAUCUGGGGGAUGGGUUCUUGCGCCUGGUGAACGGCAGCCAUCGGUGCGAGGGCCGCGUGGAGAUGUUCUACCUGUCCCAGUGGGGCACGGUGUGCGACGACGCCUGGGACCUGAGGGAUGCCAAGGUGGUGUGCAGGCAGCUGGGCUGUGGGCACGCUGUGGCAGCGUGGGGGGAAGCACGCUACGGCCCCGGCACCGGUUACAUCUUCCUCGACAACCUUAAGUGCAAGGGCAGCGAGCCCUCCCUGCUGCGCUGCUCCCACAUCCGCUGGGACGUCCACAACUGUGACCACUCGGAGGAUGCCAGCGUGGUCUGCAGCCUCCUAAGCAUCCACCACCUGUCACAAGCCCACCGUCAAGCUGACGUGGUGCUAACUAACACGAGGGCAGAAAGCCAACAGCUUGCCGUAGCCAGGCGUCACCCAUUUGGUCCAGAGAGCAGAGAUUUGGUGCAGAAUGGCCCCAGGCCCUCCGAAGGCUGUGGGUCCAUUGGAGGCUGGGUGCUGCCCUCCCGGCUGCCCACUGAAGCUCUGUGCUGGGCCGUCCUUGCAGAACUGCGCCUGGCCAACGGGCCCAGCCGGUGCCAGGGCCGGGUGGAGAUCCUCUACAACGGCUCCUGGGGCACAGUGUGUGAUGAUGACUGGGACAUCGUAGAUGCCAACGUUGUGUGUCGGCAGCUGGGCUGUGGCCACGCCAUCGCCCUGCCGGCACCCAUGACCUUCGGCCAGGGGAGCGGGCCCAUCUUCUUGGACAACGUGGACUGCAAGGGCCAGGAGGCGGCACUGAGCGAGUGCUGGAGCCACGGAUGGGGCAUCCACAACUGCUACCACUACGAGGACGUGGCUGUCGUCUGCAACGGUAAUAAGGCUUGGUUCCCUCAGGGCCAGCAUGCGGCUGGCAGAAUAUUAUUGUUUGUAUUAAGCCCUGGCUGGGAGCUCUCCAAGAGCGAGCAGAGAGCAGCACCACAUCCUAUCACCCAUCACUCACCUCCUAUCACUCAUCCUCCACCAUCGCCCAUCAUCACACCCACCGUCCCAAUGUUUCCCCUCCACCAAACAGCCUUGCUGGGCUGGCCAAGAGAAGACCCCCAGAACCUCCACCUUCAUGGUCAAACCCUGGUUCAGAUAUUCCUGCAGGAUCCCAUAAAUUGUGCUGCCCUAAAGCACAUCUUCUUCCAGAAACUUGGGCAGUUUCACCACCAUAAGCACAUCCAGAUCCCACUUCUGUGGGCCGGUGACCCUGAAGUAACAGCAAGACACUUGUCCCCCAUCUGUCACCCUCCAGGUGACGGCCGCAUCCGGCUGGUGAGCGGGGCAGAUGCCUGCCAGGGCCGUGUGGAGAUCUUCUACCAGGGGAGCUGGGGCACAGUGUGUGACGACGACUGGGGGCUGAGCGACGCCAGCGUGGUCUGCAAGCAGGUGGGCUGCGGCCAGGCUCUGGAGUACAAAAGCAACGCCUAUUUUGGCUACGGCACGGGGCACAUCCUGCUGGACAACGUCAACUGUGAGGGCAGCGAGCCCAUCCUCUCCGCCUGCUAUAGCCUCGGCUGGGGCAUCCACAACUGCGGCCACCAUGAGGAUGCCGGGGUCAUCUGCAUGGGUAAUGGGGCACGAUGAUGGGACGUCCUUGCGCAGGAACAGCCUGCCUGGCCGGGACGGGAGGGAGGGAACGGAGCCAGGGCUGGGCACGCCACCAGGAUUGCCCCCUCCCUGCACUGCCCAGCCCUGCCGUUAUCCACUGAUUACCGUUUAUAUUGUGUUAAUUCCCUUGAACUCCCUUGUUAUGUUGGAUAAUGAGUGGAGCAGGAAGUGAUGGU
Messenger RNA from Meleagris gallopavo (turkey), 1949 nucleotides. Lineage: Eukaryota; Metazoa; Chordata; Aves; Galliformes; Phasianidae. The record is from RefSeq and is a predicted model, not a curated record.